GCGCUUCGUUCCAAAAUCAGCGCCCUGAAACUUGCCGUGGCAAUUUCUAAGGAUCUUGCACGCCCGCGCAGUGAAGCCGAUCUUCCCCACCGAGAGCGAGCUUUCCAGGAUUAUCGCACGCAAGUCCCCUCGUUGCUUCUUGUGUAUUUACCAGCGGGAGGGACUUAGUCAGCAAAUCCUGCUCGGAGGCGCUUUAGCCAAUGAGGAACCUCGCCCUGCUUGCUAGGGGGCUUCAGAGUUGGCGCUGGACGCCUGCAGAAAUCCGAGGCGGUCCUCGCUGGGGCUGAUGGCAAAAAUGGGGUCCGGCAACAGAGGUGGCGACUUAGCUCGCUCAGCAAUUGGUGGGAUUCCGUAAUGCAUCCAUCAUGUAGCCUUGUCUGCCCAGCCCCAUGGAGCGGGAGGAUUGUUUACCCCUUACUUUUACAUAAAUGCGUCUUUGCCGCUGGAAGAUGAAAUGCUUUUCUCGUUACCUGCCUUACCUCUUCCGACCGCCGAACACCAUCCUCUCUUCCAGCUGCCACACCGAAGCUGACAUUAUCUCUACAGUAGAAUUCAACCACACAGGAGAAUUACUAGCGACAGGGGACAAGGGGGGUCGUGUUGUAAUAUUUCAACGUGAGCAGGAGAGCAAAAAUCAGCCCCAUCGCAGGGGAGAAUAUAAUGUUUACAGCACAUUCCAGAGCCAUGAACCUGAGUUCGAUUACCUGAAGAGCUUAGAGAUAGAGGAGAAGAUCAAUAAAAUACGAUGGCUCCCACAGCAAAAUGCAGCCUAUUUUCUUCUCUCCACCAAUGAUAAAACUGUGAAACUAUGGAAAGUCAGUGAACGAGAUAAAAGACCAGAGGGCUAUAAUCUCAAAGAUGAAGAUGGACGUCUCCGAGACCCCUCCACAAUUACCACACUACGGGUACCUGUGCUAAGGCCCAUGGAUUUAAUGGUGGAGGCAACUCCCAGAAGAGUCUUUGCAAAUGCACAUACCUAUCACAUCAAUUCCAUUUCUGUAAACAGUGACUAUGAAACCUACAUGUCAGCAGAUGACUUGAGGAUAAACCUAUGGAACUUUGAAAUAACCAAUCAAAGUUUUAAUAUUGUAGAUAUAAAACCAGCAAACAUGGAAGAAUUGACAGAAGUGAUUACAGCUGCAGAAUUCCAUCCGCAUCACUGCAACACCUUUGUCUAUAGCAGCAGCAAGGGGACAAUAAGAUUGUGUGACAUGAGAACAUCUGCUUUGUGUGACAGACACUCCAAAUUUUUUGAAGAGCCCGAAGAUCCAAGUAACAGAUCUUUUUUUUCUGAGAUCAUCUCUUCAAUUUCUGAUGUAAAGUUCAGCCAUACUGGGAGAUACAUCAUGACCAGGGAUUACCUCACAGUCAAAGUGUGGGAUCUGAAUAUGGAGAACAGACCUAUUGAGACAUACCAGGUCCAUGAUUACCUCCGCAGCAAGCUGUGCUCCCUCUAUGAGAAUGAUUGCAUUUUUGAUAAAUUUGAAUGUGUAUGGAAUGGGUCAGACAGUGUCAUCAUGACUGGCUCCUACAACAACUUCUUUAGAAUGUUUGAUCGCAAUACCAAGCGUGAUGUGACUCUUGAAGCCUCAAGAGAAAACAGCAAACCCCGUGCCAUCCUGAAGCCUCGCAAAGUUUGUGUUGGUGGCAAAAGGAGGAAAGAUGAAAUUAGCGUGGACAGUCUGGACUUUAGCAAAAAGAUCCUGCAUACAGCUUGGCAUCCUUCAGAAAAUAUAAUAGCAGUGGCAGCAACAAAUAACCUGUAUAUAUUUCAAGACAAGGUUAACUAGGAGGGAGGAAAAAAAAUGCUCCUUGGGAAUCUAAUAUUCUGGAGACUAGCAAACAAACGUUUUUUAAAGGGUUUUUUUUUUUGGUCCUGUUUUCUUCUCCUCCUUGUUUUUUUUCCCCAUCAUUCCUCUGCAGACACUAACUGUGCAGAGGUAAACUCUCAGAUUCCAACAUUUAUUGCUUUUCCCCCCAAUAUAAAGAAAUUGGGUGGCAAAGCAAAUUAGGGACAGUUGAAUUUUAAGUCGUGAAAGCAACGAAGCUGCUACUACCACAGUGAGCUUGAAUUCUGUCUGCUUUCAUUUCCCUAAUAACUGCUGGUAUUAGGGAAAACAAAGAUAAUUUGUAAUCUAUAACCAAGGUAGGAUUACUAAAUUAUAUUUACAGGAAAAAAAGAAAAGAAAACUCAGCCAAGGCCAUGAAACAAAGAUGCAUUGUAUUAAGCUAUCUCUUUUUUUAACAAAAAACAUUACUUGGAGAUUUUUCUUUCGUUUUACAUUAUUUGAAAACAGGACUUAGAAUUCCUGUUGAUUCAGUUCUUGUAAUUGACCGUUUACCUUUUUAAAGUGGUGUAUUCCUUUUAUUAACUCAGGGCCUUUCCAGAUGAUCAUUUGUUGUUAUCACACAAUGAAUGUUUUCCUGUAACUCAGUUCUUGUGAGAGAUACAUCUUUUUUUGCCCCAGAUUGCACAUUGGAUUAAAAAAUAACAUAACAACAUAAAGUUGCAGCCUGUAAAAAAAAAACAACACCAUCUUCAGGUUUUCACACCUUCCACAAAGGACUCACUGCCUUGAAAGUGCAGUGAAAGUCUAGGUGCACAACUCUCAUUGUCACCUGUUGAUAGUGUCUGUGACAUCAGAGGUGACCUAUGAUCCAUCUUCACUUUGGCCAUACCACUAACGUACUUACAUUAGGAAUAGAUGAAAACCAUUAAAGCCAGACUAAUCCACCUAAGGCUUUCUGAUUUCCUUCUCUUUCUCUUCUUCUUUUACAUGUAGUUCAGUUCUGUUGACUCCGGUUCCAGCAUUGAUGCAACCGUCCCUUUAAAAAAUAAAAAACCCAAGACUUAUUUUUUAAAAUUUAGGAAAUAGGUAAACUUCCCCAGUGAUAUCCCGCCCUAAUCCCAUCCCUCUCAGCAAAGAAGAGCUGUUUCCCUUCCACAAAUGCAGAUUCUCUUCUGCUGCAUUUGGACAGGAGAUGGCUCUACUCUUGCUGGAUGCAGGUAAGUGCAACUUUGUUCUUAAUGGGCGGAAAGGCCCGUUUUCUUAUCUGGAAAGAGCCUCAGACAGGAAAAUCAAAGGCAAGACAGAAGGAGCAGGUUUGCAGCAGGCACAUUUUGACUCAUCAUUCAUGAAGGGGCAGGGAUGCCAUCACGAGUUGCAACCUGCCGUCAUGAUCCCCACAAAUGGUCUCUGAUGGAUUUGGCUGAGUCAAUCCUUUGGUGCCUUUUGAUGGUAUACAACAUACCUUAAAACACAAUGCUUCCAAAACGUGGUAUUUGCAAACCAAAUCGAAUCUGAGCUUUCUUCUGCGAUUCCUGCAAUUUUAUUUUGGGUUUUUCUGUUUGUUUUAAUUUUUUUUUUUUAGUUCUGAUUUGUUUUGGAUAAGAAAUCUCAGAACAGUUCUCUUUUAAUCUCUUGCAUGUCAUAAAUAUAUAUGUGUUGAUGGGGGGGGCAGAACCCCUUUUUUCCUUCUAGUCGUGUAUUUUUUAAAGUAUUGUUUGUUUGUUU
This is a messenger RNA of Thamnophis sirtalis, 3515 nucleotides long. It is a transcript of the gene PPP2R2B, whose product is annotated as protein phosphatase 2 regulatory subunit Bbeta. The record is from RefSeq and is a predicted model, not a curated record. Gene Ontology annotation, cellular component: protein phosphatase type 2A complex. NCBI's taxonomy places the organism in Eukaryota, Metazoa, Chordata, Lepidosauria, Squamata, Natricidae. Gene Ontology annotation, molecular function: protein binding; protein phosphatase regulator activity.